Messenger RNA from Hippoglossus stenolepis (Pacific halibut), 11835 nucleotides. It is a transcript of the gene chd3, whose product is annotated as chromodomain helicase DNA binding protein 3. The record is from RefSeq and is a predicted model, not a curated record. Gene Ontology annotation, cellular component: chromatin; nucleus; NuRD complex. Gene Ontology annotation, molecular function: chromatin binding; histone binding; ATP binding. Bases 293 to 6745 code for a protein of 2150 amino acids. Gene Ontology annotation, biological process: negative regulation of transcription by RNA polymerase II; chromatin remodeling. The transcript has 39 exons. NCBI's taxonomy places the organism in Eukaryota, Metazoa, Chordata, Actinopteri, Pleuronectiformes, Pleuronectidae.
AGAGGGAGGGAGGGGGGCGCGUUCUGAAAUAAUAUAGUCAGCCAUUUUUUAUGUAAGGGGAUUUUUUCUUAUUGGGGGGGUUGUUAAAAAAUAAAUAUAAGAGGGCGGCCAUCUUUGUUGCUCUGCCUAGUGUAAAAUAUUCCAAAACGCCCCCCACUCUCUCCCGUGCCGAUUUGAAUAUUAAAUAAAUAUCAAACAUCGGCGCGAGAAAAAAUCUCUUAUAUAUUUUUUUUUUUAACCCCGCGCCCGCUUUUCCGAGAACACGAGGACGGAUCCCGAUGACAGGAGGAUAAUGUCCUCUCCGCUGCGCUCCUGCGAGGAAGACGAGGGCAUGGUGGUUAAUUCCGAGGGAGGAGAUUUCGAUGAAGAAGACGACGACGGGGACCGAGACGAGGACGCAAGCGACAUAAACUCUCCGGCGGCGCCUCGGGAAACUGCAACAGCCGCCGCCGCUGCCGCCGCGCCAGAAGAAGAGGCAGAGGCAUCAGACAGAGAGGUCCCGUGCAGGAAGAAAGGACGGCCGAAGAAAAAGAAGGACACAAAGAAGAAGGACAAAGAGGGGAAACCUGCCAAAGCAAAGAAACGCAAGAAGAUAGACAGCAAUGUAGAGAGAGACUCGGACAGAGAGAGAGACUUCGGCGAGAACUCCGACAGUGUCGCCAGCGACUAUGGAUCUGGUGAGAAAAAGAAAAAGAGGAAACAUAAAGAAAGGAAGGAGAAGAAAACCAAGAAGAAGAAAAAAGAUGACGUGGAGCGGGACAGCAGUCAGGAGGAAUCAACAAAGCAGCCAAUGGAGCAGAAGAACUCGGCCCAGCUGGCAAAGGAGUGGGGUCUGGAGGAUGUUGAUCAUACCUUCACAGAGGAAGACUACAGGGAACUCACCAACUACAAAGCCUUCAGUCAGUUCAUGAGGCCAAUGAUCGCCAAGAAGAACCCUAAGAUCCCCAUGUCGAAGAUGAUGACCAUCCUGGGGGCCAAAUGGAGGGAGUUCAGCUCUAACAACCCCUUUAAGGGCAACGCCGCCGCCGUCGCUGCGGCUGCUGCAGCUGCUGCCAUUGCCGUCGCCGAGCAGGUCUCUGCAGCGACCGCCUCGCCUGAGCCGCCGCCACAGCCACCACCAAUCAGGAAAGCCAAGACGAAAGAGGGCAAAGGCCCUGGCUACAAAAAGCGCAGUAAAAGCCCUCGAGUCUCAGACAAGAAAAAGGCUCAAGCAAAGGCUAAAAAGAUGGCACCCAUCCGUAUCAAACUGUCGCCCAUAGGUGCCAAGAGGAAGAAGAGCUGCUCCAGCGAUGAUAUAGAGGAGGACGAGUCUGAACAGGAGGACUCCAGCGUCCACAGCUCCUCGGUUCGCUCGGACAGCUCCGGCCGUGUCAAGAAGAACAAGCGAGGACGUCCUGUCAAGAAGAAGAAGAAAAUCCCUGGGGAAGAGGAGGGGGAGGGCUACGAGACGGACCAUCAGGACUACUGCGAGGUGUGUCAGCAGGGCGGAGAAAUCAUCCUGUGUGACACUUGUCCCAGAGCCUAUCACCUCGUCUGUCUGGAGCCUGAGCUGGACAAGGCCCCCGAGGGCAAGUGGAGCUGCCCGCACUGCGAAAAAGAAGGAAUCCAGUGGGAAGCAAAGGACGAGGAGUUUGAGGACUUUGAGGAGGACAGCGAGGACAGGGUGAUAUCAGACGUCGGGGCCGGGAUUGUGGUCCCCACCGGGGCGGAGGAGGAGGAUGACGACCACAUGGAGUUCUGUCGGGUGUGCAAAGACGGAGGUGAACUGUUGUGUUGCGACACCUGUACCUCGUCGUACCACAUCCACUGUCUCAACCCGCCGCUGCCAGAGAUCCCCAACGGAGAGUGGCUGUGUCCACGAUGCACGUGUCCGCAAAUCAAAGGCCGCGUCCAGAAAAUCCUCCACUGGCGGUGGGGAGAGCCUCCAUCGCCGAUUCCUGUCCCCCCGGCUCCUGACGCCGCGCCUGACGCCCCGCCGCCGCCACCCAUGAAGGGCAGACCCGAGAGGGAGUUCUUUGUCAAGUUGGUCGGGCAGUCUUACUGGCACUGCACGUGGAUCACCGAGCUCCAGCUGGAGAUCUUCCACUCGGUGAUGUACAGAAACUACCAGAGGAAGACGGACAUGGACGAGCCUCCCAGUCUGGAUUAUGGUUCCGGAGGAGAAGACGAGAACGGAGUGGGAAAGAGCGAGAAGAGGAGGGCUAAGGAUCCUGAGUACGCCAUCAUGGAUGACAAAUACUACAAGUAUGGCAUCAAGCCUGAGUGGAUGAUGAUCCACCGCAUCAUCAAUCACAGUGUGGACAAGAAGGUGACGUACCACUACCUGGUGAAGUGGAGAGACCUGACCUACGACCAGUGCACCUGGGAGAGGGACGACCUGGAUAUCCCUGAUUUUGCAAUUUACAAGGCCAAAUACUGGAGGCACAGAGAUUUAAUAACGAAGGAGGAUCCAGACAAACCCAGGAAGAUGAGGAGCAGGAACCCAGAGGGUGAAGAGGAGUCUCCUGCUUCACCAGUCACUGACCCUACGAUAAAAUACGAAGAGCAGCCAGACUUCGUCACAUCGACCGGCGGGACGCUGCAUCUGUACCAGCUCGAGGGUCUGAACUGGCUGCGGUUUUCUUGGGCCCAGGGCACCGACACCAUCCUCGCAGAUGAGAUGGGCCUCGGCAAAACCAUCCAGACCAUUGUCUUCCUCUACUCACUUUUCAAAGAGGGUCACACCAAGGGCCCGUUCCUGGUCAGCGCUCCGCUCUCCACCAUCAUCAACUGGGAGAGGGAGUUCGAGAUGUGGGCACCCAACUUCUACGUAGUGACGUACACGGGAGACAAGGACAGUCGAGCCAUCAUCCGAGAGAACGAGUUCUCCUUCGACGACACGGCUGUCAAAGGAGGAAAGAAGGCCUUUAAACUGAGGAGGGACGCUCCUAUUAAAUUCCAUGUGCUGCUGACGUCCUAUGAGUUGGUGACCAUCGACCAGACGGCGCUCAAGUCCAUCGACUGGGCCUGUCUGGUGGUGGACGAGGCUCACCGCCUUAAGAACAACCAGUCCAAGUUUUUCAGGCGUCUGAACGAUUAUAAGAUCGACCACAAGCUGCUGCUGACAGGAACUCCCCUGCAGAACAACCUGGAGGAGCUGUUCCACCUGCUCAACUUCCUCACGCCCAACCGCUUCAAUAACCUCGAGGGCUUCCUGGAAGAGUUUGCCGACAUUUCCAAGGAGGACCAGAUCAAGAAGCUCCACGACCUUCUGGGGCCUCACAUGCUGCGGAGGCUGAAGGCCGACGUCUUCAAGAACAUGCCCGCCAAGACCGAGCUGAUUGUCAGAGUGGAGCUGAGCCCUAUGCAGAAGAAAUACUACAAGUUGAUUCUGACCAAGAAUUUCGAGGCUCUGAACUCGAAGGGAGGAAACCAGGUGUCACUGCUCAACAUCAUGAUGGACCUCAAGAAGUGCUGCAACCACCCCUACCUCUUCCCUGUGGCCUCCAUGGAAGCUCAGAAAACGCCCACCGGUGCUUACGAGGGGUCGGCCCUCACCAAGGCUUCUGGGAAACUGACGCUGAUGCAGAAAAUGCUGAGGAAUCUGAAAGAGCAGGGGCACCGAGUGCUUGUGUUCUCACAGAUGACUAAAAUGAUGGACUUGUUAGAAGACUUCCUGGACUAUGAGGGUUAUAAGUACGAGAGAAUUGACGGAAGCGUCACGGGAGCGCUGAGACAAGAGGCCAUCGACCGCUUCAAUGCUCCUGGUGCUUGUCAGUUUUGUUUCCUGCUCUCCACCAGAGCCGGAGGUUUGGGGAUCAACUUGGCCACAGCUGACACCGUCGUCAUCUUCGACUCGGACUGGAAUCCUCACAACGACAUACAGGCGUUCAGCCGAGCCCACCGAAUCGGGCAGGCCAACAAGGUUAUGAUCUACCGCUUUGUGACCCGAGCCAGCGUGGAGGAGCGGAUCACCCAGGUGGCCAAGAGGAAAAUGAUGCUGACCCACCUGGUGGUCCGGCCAGGCCUCGGAUCCAAGGCAGGCUCCAUGAGCAAACAGGAACUGGACGACAUCCUCAAGUUUGGAACAGAGGAGCUCUUCAAGGAUGAGGGAGAAGGUAUGAAAAACACCACGGGGGAUAAAGUGGAGGACGAGGGCAACGUCAUCCACUACGACAGCUCUGCCAUUGAGAGGCUGCUGGACCGAAGCCAGAACGAGUCGGACGACACGGACGUCCAGAACAUGAACGAGUACCUCAGCUCCUUUAAAGUGGCCCAGUACAUGGUCCGAGAGGAGGAUAAGGUCGAGGAGAUCGAGCGGGAGAUCAUCAAACAGGAGGAGAACGUGGACCCUGAUUAUUGGGAGAAGCUGCUGCGGCACCACUACGAGCAGCAGCAGGAGGACCUCGCCAGCAAACUGGGUAAAGGCAAGAGGAACCGCAAGCCCGUCAACUACAACGACGCAGCACAGGAGGACCAAGAGUGGCAUGCUGACAUUUCAGAUAACCAGUCCGAGUAUUCAGUGGGCUCCGAGGAGGAGGACGAGGACUUUGACGAUCGACCAGAGGGUCGAAGACAGUCGCGUCGCCAGUUGAGGAAUGAGAAAGAUAAACCUCUGCCUCCUCUCCUGGCCAGAGUCGGAGGCAACCUUGAGGUGCUGGGCUUUAACACACGCCAGCGGAAGGCCUUCCUGAACGCAGUGAUGCGCUGGGGGAUGCCGUCUCAGGACGCGUUUUCCUCCCAGUGGUUGGUGAGAGACCUCAGGGGCAAGAGUGAAAAAGAAUUCAAAGCUUACGUGUCUCUCUUCAUGCGUCACCUGUGCGAGCCGGUGGCUGACGGCGCUGAAACGUUCGCAGACGGUGUCCCGAGGGAGGGACUGUGUCGCCAGCCGGUCCUCACGCGAAUCGGCGUCAUGUCCCUCGUCAAGAAGAAGAUCCAGGAGUUUGAGCACAUCAACGGCCGGUGGAGUCUCCCAGAGCUCAAGCCUGAGGUCAACGUGGACAAAUCCUCCUCCAGGGCCUCCUCUCCCGCAGUGAAGACCGCCACGCCCACGCCAGACGGCAGCUACAGCAACACACCGUGCACCUCCAUGCCAGCGACCCCUGCUCCUGCAGACAAGUUGGAAAAGAACGGAAAAGAGGGGGAGAAGGAGGAGGACAAAGAGGAAGGUGAGACCCUGUCGGAGAAAGGGAAGGAGAAGGAUGAGGGGACAGAGGUGGACGACAACAAGACUGGAGACUCUGAAGAGCUGUCCUCGACAAAAGAGACACCACAGAGUGCGUCUCCUUGUCAAAAGGCCGAAGAUAUAGAGGAGCACGACCUGAAAGAGGCGGAGAAGAAGGAAACGCCAGACAGUCCAGCUGCCACGACAGAGGAGAAUAAAGCGCAGGAGGAGAGCAACGAAGAGUCGAAGCAAGACACGGAGUUAAAAGAAGAGAAAUCAGAUGGAGAGAAGGCGGCGGAGGAGAAGGAAAAAGACAACGAAAAGCACGAAGAGACGCCCACGGCAACGGAAGCGACAGACGCCAAGGAGAAGUCCGAGGUGGCCGACGUGAAGAAAGGUGCGUCUCCCUGUCUGAGAACACGCACGAUGAGUCUACGCUCAAUGACCCCUUCACUAUCUUUCUCAAUAACAGAGGAGGUGAAAGGUGAAAAAGAUGCCGGAAAAGAAGUCAGAGCAGCGAAGGAGGAGGCACCCAAAGGUAACGGGAGGCCUCCUGUUGAGCGACCUCGCUUCAUGUUCAACAUCGCAGAUGGCGGCUUCACUGAGCUGCACACUCUUUGGCAGAACGAGGAGCGGGCUGCCAUCUCCUCGGGGAAGAUGAACGAGAUCUGGCACCGCCGACACGACUUCUGGCUGCUGGCGGGAAUUGUGAUUCACGGCUACGCCCGGUGGCAGGACAUCCAGAACGAUCCCCAGUUCGCCAUCGUCAACGAGCCUUUCAAGACGCAGGCGAACAAAGGCAACUUCCUGGAGAUGAAGAACAAGUUCCUGGCUCGACGGUUUAAGCUGUUGGAGCAGGCGCUCGUGAUCGAGGAGCAGUUGCGGCGGGCGGCCUACCUGAACAUGACCCAGGACCCCAGCCACCCAGCCAUGGCACUCAACGCUCGCUUUGCAGAGGUGGAGUGCCUGGCGGAGUCGCACCAGCACCUCAGCAAGGAGUCGCUGGCGGGAAACAAGCCAGCCAACUCUGUCCUGCACAAAGUGUUGAACCAGUUGGAGGAGCUGCUGAGCGACAUGAAGGCCGACGUGACCCGCCUGCCGGCCACGCUGUCCAGGGUUCCCCCCAUCGCCGCCCGCCUGCAAAUGUCCGAGAGGAGCAUCCUCAGCCGACUGGCGAGCAAGGGCACAGAGACGCACACGCCCCCGCCCAUACCCCCAGGACCCUACGCCACCCCUCAGAACUAUGGAGCCCCCUUCACCCCUGCACCCCCGAGUGCCCUCUACAUGGGAGGUGCCAACUACAGUCAGAUGCCACCAGGAUCCUUCAUAUCAGAAGCCGCCGCCGCUGCUGGGGCCACCGGGGGAGCUGCUGGGGGAGCCGCCGGAGGGCCAACCGCUGCCAGCGUUUGCCAGAAGACGAAAGAGCACGAUGUGGUGCAGCGGCAGCGAGUGGUGGACCUCUGGAAGGACGGCAAGUCAGAAGGGGCCAUUGGGCAGGAGCUGAGGAUGCCCAAGUCCACGGUGCACAGCAUCAUCGUCAAGUACCGGCUCAGCAACACGGUGGAAAACCUGCCGCGCAACGGCCGACCAAAGAAACCCUGAGGUUAAACUGAGAGACUCGACAUUGGGGGAGAAAGAAAGGAAGGACAUUUGGAUUUACGAAUCCUGGAACGUAGCAAAAAAGAGACAGUGGAAGCGGAAAAGGGGAGAUGAAAAACCUGAAUGCACGAGGAGGACAAGGACAAGGCACCUUAACUCUGCUGGAAUGUGAGGGAUAUAAAAGGGAGAAGCAAAAAGCUCGCUGGUUGGAUUGAGUGAGUACGAAAGAAAGCAAAAAGGACAGGACAUGAAAAGUGAAAAGAAGUACUGGCACUAUGGUCCACAAAAUAAAACAAGCAAUCAACCACAGAGGGAGACGGAGGGGAGAGAGAGAGAGAGAGAGAGAGAGGGAGAGAGAGAGGUCCAAAAUACCAAGGGAGAGGUGAAGAGCUGGCCCUGAGAUCAAGCACUAAUGAUGCGUGGGAGGAAAAUGAGUCAGAGAGAAAGAAAAAAGGAGAGAUGACCUGUCUGGCACAAACAAAUCCUCGAGCAAGUCGCUGCUGAAAAAAAAAAGGCCCCCAAAAAAUCUGACUUUAGGAGGAAAUAUGUCUGGACUGAAGGAAGAAUGGAAAAAAAAAAAACUGACGGUAUGUUAAUGCAAUCACAGGUUUUCAAGAAUUCAAAUAUGACGGUGGAAUUGAAGAAAAGUGCAACAAAGGAAAGAGGAUUUUUUUAUUUAUUUUUUAUAUUAUUCUGCCUCAGACAGAUUUCUCAAGACGACUUCUUUUUUUCUGUUUCUCCCUCCGCGCCGAAAGAAAGAAAAAGAUUUCCCCCUGGAUCAAUUCUUCAUCCGCCGGCUGACUGAACAAGCCUGCCCCGCUCGCUCUGACCCCGUCCUCCCUCAUUCUUCCACAGUCCUCCACUCCUCCGUCUCUUUCUCAGUCUCUCUCUCACACACACACACACAGACACACACACAGCCACACACACAACACACUCUAGACCUCACACACAACCUGAAAACCUGCAAAGAAGUUAAUAUGUCUGCCGAGUUUGUGCAGAUGAGAUCCAGACUUGAAAUAGAAAAAAAGGGACGAGCUGGACUUAUCUUGCAACAAAAAAAGAACAGAACAGAAAGAAAAAAAAUAAUUGUCUAAGUAUAAAACUCUAUUUCCCAUGGACUCUGUUGCCCUCGCAUUCCUCAGUCCAACCAAGCGUAUCAGCAAGAAGCAUAGAAGUUGAAAAACUGAGACGCUGCCUUCGACCAACAAUCAGUAGCAAAGUUACUCGGACCCGAUCUGACGGGCCUGGUAUUGACAUAUGUACUGUAUUUACAAAAAAAGUUUAUUUACUAUUGCACCUUUUUGUUUUCGGAGGGGGUCACUGAAAGGGGAAUAUCACUCAAGUGAAGUAUUUACAUUUCCUGUUUUAGAGCCUCAACACAGGAAAAAGGGAAGAAAAAAAAAAAAAUGACUGUAUUUAUGAGCAGCUCUUCCCUAAAGCCGAAGACUGUAAUCUGUCACCGGGUGAAGAAGGGAGACUCACUUUGAAGCCUGAAGAGACGUUUUUGUUCUUCGAGCUUCUUUAUUGUGACAGUGUGAUGGAUUCCACGCUGGAAAAUGUCCCCUGAUCCCAGGGAAAAUAAAACACUCUGGACUCUGUCAUCGUUUUUCCAGCUGAGUGUGUCUGUGUGUGCGUGUGUGUGUGUGGAAGUUGUGCGUGCAUGUGUGAGUGUGUGCAGUAGAGCUGUACAUCAGGGUGACAUCUCGGAGUGGGGAAGCAGGACAAACUCUUUGGAAAGAGGAGACACGAACAAUCAGUUACACAGUCCAGACUUUUCCGGGACUUGCUUACUGUAUGAGUAUUUUUAAGCUAAAAUUGAGUGGUAUUUCCCUUUCAGCUUGAAGAACAUUGAGACCAGAAAAGUGUGGCACUGAUGCGGCCUGCAAUGAGAAUACACUGUGUUUGUGUGUGUGUGCAGAUUGAGGAAUGCUGUGUGUGUGUGUGCAGAUUCAGGAAUGCUGUGUGUGUGUGUGUGUGUGUGUGCAGGGUAGCACUUCCAUUUUUAUUAAAACCAGGGACCAUUUAGAAUUUUCCAUAUUUGUACCAAUACGAUACUUAGUUUUCUUUAUAUGAAUUCCAAAUACUGUUUUUGAGUUGCGUUACUUCGCGGAAUAUGAAUGUUUUUAUACAAACCCUUUUUUUUUUCCCGAUUUCACAAAAUUCUCAAAUGCAUCAGUGUUUAAUUCUGUCUCAAAACAACGUAGGCAAAAGCUAUUUCGGGCAAGAAUUUUACUUUGAACACUCAGUAGAGCUCAUGCAUCCGCCAGUAAAUUCAACCAAGCUGCACCAAAUUACACACAUUCACAGAUAUGAGUCGUGUGAAUAUGCUUGAUUUAGUCACUGAGAAAGUGAAAAAUAUUUGGAUCCGGUCAUUAAAGUUGUACCGAUCAGUAUUUUUAUGGUAACGAUCAAUAAAGUGACUGUUCUCGCUCAUGCCGACUAACCCACAGAAUUAUGACUCAACAGUCCAGUUUACCUCGAAUCGUUUCAGCAUUUUUUAGCUCCUUGUUUUGGUUCUAAGACCCCAAACUUUAGUUUCUGUCUCGCUCCUCUCUUCCACCUUGUUAAAAGCUGCAGGCAGCUGUUUUCAGGAAGUAUUCUACCUGUCUAACAAAGUAAGGGACUAGCCGGAGCAUUUAGCAGGUGAAGCGCCAGAUAUUACUACCUCCAGGGGUCGGUGCAGACCACAAACAGAGCUAAGAGGAGAGAAAACUGACUGAACACACAAGUCAAAAUACAUUUUUGUGUUGUACUGUGAUUGCUUGGUGUGUAAAUGGGAAGUUGUUGUCCAACAUAUGAGCCAGUUCAGUUUUCUAAGCGAAUAAUAUGUCAAUUUACCACCUGCACGUGCACCAAAAAUCAAGUAAACAGGUUCAAAUCAGUAGAAAACAGGAUAGUUUUAGAUACUUGUUCAUUUUAAUAGAUUUCUGUCUGUACUAAAAACGUGUGAUACCCAGUGUUUAAAGACUACACAACACAUGUAUGCAUGAAAGAUGUUGUAGUUCCUGAGAGGGUUGACGGUUCGGAGACACGAGGUUGUCGCUGAUGAAGAGUUUUGGCGCCGGCACACUCGCGUAAAAGCUUUUCAGAAAGCAAAAAUGCUGCGUCUCCUGCCAAGAUGGCAGCUCGCGCUUCUAUCAGAUAGAAGUCAGGACCCACAGGGGAGAGACUCGCAUGUUGGCCAGGAAUGAUUUUUAUUGUUUUUCUGGACUUACAUCCAGUGCAGAGUUUUCAUUCUCGUCAUGGAAUAGAAACAGUUGGAGUUUUAAGGAAUUCCUAGAGAUGCUGUAUGUCCAUGUGCGGGUUGUGACUAAAAAUAAAUCAUGCCAGUGAGAAGUAUAUGAAGAAAGAGGAGGAGAACAGAGGGGUGGGUUUCGCUCAGUGAGUUUGGAAGCAGAGUGAAUCUGUUAUCUGGUCUAAUACAGAACAAGUGCUCCUUUUGAAUUCCUUCUCUUAACGGCUUCUUCACCUUAUUUGCCUUUUUGGUUAGAGUCCGACUGAUACUGGGGAGUUUACUGGGGGCGAUACCAAAGCUGAUAUUCAAGGUUAAAAAUAAGUUGCAGUGAACUGGGUACACAUGUGACUGCUUCACAAUAAAAAGCCAUCCUCUGUUUCUCUAAUUCAGUGCUUUUAAUGUGAAGGAGCAGUAAUACCAAAUGCAAGGUUACAGUUUUGUUUAUAGACACAAGAAAGUUUAUAAAGAUGAACGACAUGACAGCUGCUCGAAAGUGAAGCCAAAGCAUCUGGAUUACCCUCUAGUGGCUGGCUGCAGUAUUUGGUCGUAAACCCCAUCUCAUCCAUGUUAGCAGAUGGGACAUGGACCAAAUAAAGGUCCAUAAAACACUGAUGUAAUUUAAUAACGCGUCUCCGUCCCCUGAUUGGCUUCAAAUGCACAAGAUGGCGGUGUUUGUAUAUUUUGGCUUCAUUUCUGGAUCAUGGAAGGAAGUGGAGACGCGUUGUCCAUCGUUGAAUACAGUCUACGUUCAAGACAGUGGACAGCAGCGGAACUACACCACUAUUAAUACAAAAUUCCAAGAAAUUCCAGUAUAUACACAUCAAAUGUUUAUUUGUGGAAUUUCAGUAGAUGAAAAUAUAAAAAAUUAGAAGAGGUUUUUAAAAAUAUGUGAUUAACAAAUUGGCUCUGGUCUCUUUCAUGAGGGUCCUUUAAUUUAUGACGUGUGCGUGACAUGUGUACCUGUCAGCGCUCUCUGGUGGACAAACGAUACAGUGGUGACACACGACUUCAGACUAAAUGUGCUGCAGUUUCCUGUUGUUAUACGGGCCUCACUCGUCUGUCAGCUUUUAUUCCUCAGUUCCUUUUCUUUCCAGAGCCCUUAAACCCGUCUCUCACUUAUUUUAUCGUCUUCUCUCGUCCACGUCUCAAUCUUCUGCAUCUUUUUUUCCUUCUCUCGCUCUUUCACCGAGUCUUCACCUUGAUUUUGUUUAGCCUCUUAUCAGAUUUUGUCAAACACACACAUACAAACUUACUGACUCCGUGUCCUCUCUCUCUCUCUCUCUCUCUCUCUCUCUCUCUCUCAGCAUCUCCCCUCUGUUGGCCUCCACUGGCAAAAUGCCACACGUUUUCCCAUAAAUGGUCCCCCUGCUGGGUCCAGACACACACACACACACACACAGAGUGCUGCAGCAGCCCACCAGCCCAAACGUCCUGGGCUCAAUCCGCUCCUUAUCACUUCUUUCAUCUGCACGGUGGUGUUAUGACAGUUUAUCUUUCCCUGUGGCGCGGGUGAGAGAAGUGCGCUGUUCUUCUAUUCCUGGCUUUGUUUUGAAAGGAGCGCUAAACUCGCCGUUCCACUCCCCGAGCAGAUUUAUGAUAGUGCACAAGAUGUGGGGCGCACAGAUCCCUGAGCUGGCCCGACGCUGCAGGAGAAUCAUUUCCAUGCAUGUGUGUGUCCGUGGUACCUGGAUGUGUAUGUGUGAGUGUGUGUGUGUGUUUAUUCUCAUUGCCAGCCGCACCUCUGCCAGGUUAACAGUUAUAUGCAUUCUGGGAUUUAAUCAUCCUUGUAAACAUAAUACUGUAAAUGUAAAACCAUAUAUUGAUGUACUGUUUGUUCAUUAAAAAGAUAAUUGAA